Molecule: messenger RNA, 1739 nt
Organism: Marasmius oreades (fairy-ring Marasmius)
Lineage: Eukaryota; Fungi; Basidiomycota; Agaricomycetes; Agaricales; Marasmiaceae
Exons: 6
Coding region: 11-727 (238 amino acids)
Source: RefSeq, a predicted model, not a curated record
CUUUAUUAUCAUGACCAACGCGACCAACGCGAAAGGACUCUCUUUCGUUCUUAUCGAGCCUGGAAGUCAAAUCUCCGAGGCAGAUCACUACGAUUGGUACGAUAAUGAACAUUCUCCCGCCAGGUUGACAGUCCCUGGAUUCUUCAAUGCCACUCGUUUCAAGGCUAUCGACUCCCAGAAGCCAUCGUAUCUUACCCUCUAUGAUAUCUCGGAACCGUCUGUUGCCAACGGUCCCGAUUUUGAGGCCCUUCGUACUAGAGCUUCUGCUCGAGAUAGGGCCAUGCUAGAGAAGGUGCAAUACCUCAAUCGUAGGACGUAUGAGCUUCUACAGGAACCUUGGUUACACCAAGAUACCACCGAUGCUUCCCUUCCCGGCCAAUUCAUGCUACUUGUCAGCAUGGAGGUGAAAGCUGAAUUAGAAGAGGAAUUUAACAGGUGGUUUAGUGAGGAACAUAUUCCGGACUUUUUGAUCAAGAUUCCGGGAUGGCUGAGAAGUAGGAGAUACAAGCUUUACGACAAUCUAGAGAAGGGUGCAUUUGAGGACGGAAGUGGAUUGAAAGUGUGCAAAUACCUUGCAUUGCACGACUUUUCUCGCGGUGGCUUUAUGGAGCACGAGAUGAUGAAGGCGUCCUUUGAAACUCCCUGGGCCAAAAGAAUAUAUGCAGACUUGCUUCACAGAGAGGUUAGAGUACUAAAGUUGCACAGGAUCUAUCAGAAACCACAAUAAAAGGAUUGUACAACGCGCUUACAUAUCAUUACAUAUAAUACACCACCAAUUUCUCGGGAUAUAGCCUGACAUCCUAACAACCUCAAAUGGACGCGUCGGCGUCGUUAUCUCGACAGAACCCCCUCAUUACCAUAUCCUUCUACUAGAAUCUCAGCCUUCUAUUGAUGUUCUUCCCCACUGUCCUUCCGACAUAUCCCUUGAGCCUUUGGUAACGCACUCAGCAUCUCAGUGACAGAGCUGGCUCUGACUUUUCUUGUCCGAGUCGGGCUCAUGAUGUCGGGGCUUGAAAAGUAGAACAAGCGAAAAUACUGAAGAAUGGUUACGAAGCAUGGGCGCAGACGACGACGACAAUUUUCUUCAAAGUCCUCUCACAACCACCAUUGGUCUGCCGCUAGUUGAAGAAGACCAACCACAACAGCAGGUGGCUGACCUUGAGUGGUCAAUUUGAUAUGGCCGCCAACCAGAAUGCAGCUGCACUCAGUGUUCUGGUUGAAGCACUGACGGACAUAUCUACUGACUUGCAGCCAGUAUUGCUGCACUUCUCUGUUAAUCCCUUUGCCGUACUAGCGUCGCGAAUUUAUUGAUGGAGGAGCUGAUACCGACGAUGGAAAGGCUCCAGCAACAUUUUGGAACGACAUUGACGAGAGGUUGAAAAAGAUUCGUGAAGGAAAGAUCCUCUCCGUAUCUCUCGGGCUAUGGCACGAUACCUCGAGCACGACCGCUCUCAAUUUUCCAGCGUGACGAAAGAAGCUUUUGCAGCCCUUCCCACUACCACUGCUGCUGUUGAUUAGAUCCAUGCUUGCCCAAUACCAUAUCUUCCACAACUGCCACCUAUCGUUACUCAUAAAUACCUCUAACCUUUCUCAGCUACGUACACAUACCACAUUCCUUCAACCCCAGUACAUAGUCAGUCACGGCGCAGCCUCGGACUGCGCUCGUUAUGAUCCACGGACCACUAUAUUUUACAACUUGAUGUCUAAUAUUCAGGAUGAAUAGAGUCUAUUCAGCUUCA